Messenger RNA from Haliotis rufescens (red abalone), 6809 nucleotides. Its product is annotated as protein transport protein Sec24A-like. The transcript is spliced from 23 exons. Gene Ontology annotation, cellular component: endoplasmic reticulum exit site; COPII vesicle coat. Gene Ontology annotation, biological process: endoplasmic reticulum to Golgi vesicle-mediated transport; intracellular protein transport; COPII-coated vesicle cargo loading. The coding region runs from base 217 to 4365 and encodes 1382 amino acids. Gene Ontology annotation, molecular function: SNARE binding; zinc ion binding. The record is from RefSeq and is a predicted model, not a curated record. NCBI's taxonomy places the organism in Eukaryota, Metazoa, Mollusca, Gastropoda, Lepetellida, Haliotidae.
GCGGCGAUUGUACGACUUCCGGAAAACAGCCUGUUCGGCGAGAUAGUAACAAAGCCAACGAAAUGUUUCCUGUGUAGCAUAUACAUAAUUCUAAAGACCAGCGUGGCUGUUUUAUACAGUAUAUGAACUCGAUGAAUUGAAAUUCAACCGGUUUAUAACUAGAUGAGUGUCUGAUCAAUGUGAGUGUAGUCUAAUACUUGUGGUGAAUCACGUAACAUGGCGGAUCCUCGACUCGCUUUUGGAACCAAUUUCCAGCCAAAUAGACCUCCUGGACCCCAACCUGUCCCAAAUCCAGGAUUUCCUACGAACCAGCAGCAUGCAGCUCCAGGCAUGCCACCAAAAAUGGGCAUGCCCCAAGGUCCACCUGGGCAGUUUAGUGGUGGACCACAGCCUCCUUUACCUCCGAUGACAGGGGCUCCUUCAGGACCACCAUUUUCAGGCAUGCCUCCUCCCUUACAUGGCAACAUGCCUCCACAAGGUGGACCAAGACCUCCGGUUAAUGGCUUUUCAAGCCCACCAUCUAUGCAACCCCCAGGAAGUGGUGUAACAAGGACUCCAGGCCCGCCCUCGGGAAUGAUGGGUUCUGCAGCAUCAUCUGCUGGUCCAGGAAAUGUUAAUGUGUCAUCCCCACAAAUACGCGGACCUUUCAAUCCUCAAGUUUCACAAACAGGGCAAAUGUUAAAUGGACCAACAAGCCAGACUACAGUCAAUGGGUAUCAGUCUGUUCAGGGCGGUCUUCCCCCAUCUUCACAGGGUCAGCAGUACACAGGACCUCCUAUACAGCCUGGAGGACCACCUAUGGGAGGACCUGCACCUAAUUUUAGACCCCCAGGGCCUCCAACCCAUGGUGGUCCUCCUCUACAGGGUCCUCCUUCUGUGAGGCCCCCAGGACCUAGUCUGCCACCUGUGUCUGCUGGUCAAGGCCACCCAUCCAUGAGGCCCUCGGGACCAGGUCAACCUCCCCCUAUUGUGUCUGCAGGGCAAGGACCUCCAACUAUACGGCCUCCAGGACCAGGUCAACCUCCCCCUGUUGUGUCUGCAGGGCAAGGACCUCCAACCAUGCGCCCCCCAGGACCAGGUCAACCUCCCCCAAAUGUGUCUGCAGGGCAAGGACCUCCAACCAUGCGACCCCCAGGUCUAGGUCAACCCCCACCGACCGUAUUGGGUUCUCAGGGGAUGGGUGCACCACCAGGGUCAGGCCCACCUCUGAGGCCACCUGGCCCACCCGGGCCACCCCUUCCUCAGGGGCAGCACACAAGUCGACCUAAUGAAUUGCCUGUCCCCUACCAUGGCCACGGCCAGUACUCACACCAGGUGGGCCCCACCAUGAACUUGACUCCUGGACUCACUCCCGGCUCAGGUAACCACGGCAUCGAACCAGCCUCACAGAAAUCUUCUCGGGCACCGUCACCGAUCGCAAACCAGAUUUAUGAUGAUAUGGAGGGGCAGUUUGCACCAUCUCCUCAAGGCAUGACCCCAGUGUCCUCACCCCCAGGCUCAGCUGCCCCACCGUCACAAGACAUGAGUCGAACCACAGGGAUCACGGGGAGGAGGCAGUACCCUCAAAUGCCCUCCAACUCCAUGCCAGCUCCACAAGGGCAGCAAGGCUACCAGGGACCACCCCAAGGAUACCAGCCAACAGGUGCACCAGCGUAUCAACCUAGCAGUACACAAGGAUACCAGCCAACAGGUGCACCAGCGUAUCAACCUAGCAGUACACAAGGAUACCAGCCAACAGGUGCACCAGCGUAUCAACCUAGCAGUACACAAGGAUACCAGCCAACAGGUGCACCAGCAUACCAGCCUGGCACUGCACCAGGAUACCAGCCAACCAGCACGCAAGGAUACCAACCUAGCAGUACCACAGGGUACCAACCUAGCAGUACCCAAGGGUACCAGCCUGGAGGUGCACCACAGUACCAGGCCCCGUCUUUGUCACAAGGGUACCAAGGACCACCACAACCAGGCUACAGUCAGAUGCCUGGGGGACAGCCUGCCCCUGGUCCAAUGUCGGGUCCGGCAGGGGGAUACCAGCCGGGGGGUGGAAGCAGCAACCCAAAUGAUAUACUGUCAAACUUCUCAAAUAUGGGCGUAGAUGAUUCCCAGCGCUUUCUGAACCUGAUGCAGGAACGUCGUCUCAUCCCUACAGACGGACUUGAGACGGUGAAGCCAGGCUUUCAACACGACUUCAAGAAAGUCAACUGUAACCCAGAUAUAUUCCGAUGUACUCUGAACGCCAUACCGCAGACAUCAUCAUUACUGAAUAAAGCACGAUUACCCCUAGGCAUCAUAAUUCAUCCUUUUAAAGAUUUGUCGGAGGACGAGGAGGAUGGUCAACUUCCUGUUAUCCAAUCCAGUGUGAUAGUGCGCUGUCGCUCCUGUCGGACAUACAUCAACCCAUUUGUACACUUUGUUGACCAGAGGAGGUGGAAAUGCAACCUAUGUUAUCGUGUCAAUGAUUUACCAGAUGAAUUUUCAUUUGACCCAGUUAGUAAAACAUACGGAGAUCCGCAGCGUCGACCAGAGGUGAAAUCCGCUACAAUAGAGUUCAUAGCACCAUCCGAGUAUAUGUUGAGGCCCCCUCAGCCAGCAGUGUAUGUGUUCCUACUAGAUGUGUCUUUCAAUGCCAUCGAAACUGGCUACCUACAGUUGUUCUGCCAGGUUCUGCUGGACGAACUGGACAAGGUUCCGGGAGACACCCGGACGCAGAUCGCCUUCCUGGCAUACGACCGCUUCCUCUACUUCUUCGGUCUGGCAGAGGGGCAGUCUCAGCCACAGAUGAUGGUGGUUCCAGAUCUUGAAGACAUAUUCCUGCCCUGCCCAGACAACCUGCUUGUGAACCUGAGUGAGAGCAAGGACCUUGUGAUUGACCUCCUCAACCAGCUGCCCACCCUCUUCCAGGACAACAGGGAGACGGGCAGUGCACUCGGGGCGGCCUUACAGGCAUCCUUCAAACUAGCGAGUGGUUCUGGAGGCCGAGUGACGGUGAUGCAGACGGUUCUACCAACAGUCGGACCUGGGGCUCUGCAGGCCAGGGAGAUGCCGAGCAAUGUUUCAGCUAAGAAUGUGCCUCAUUUGGGUCCAGCAACCGAUUUCUACAAGAAGCUUGCAUUGGACUGCUCAGCGCAGCAGAUAUCAGUUGACUUGUUCUUGCUCAAUGGCCAGUAUGCAGAUUUAGCAACACUUACAUGUGUGUCGAAGUAUUCGGCUGGUUGUGUGUACUACUAUCCAUCCUUCCACACUCUCAAGACGCCAGGGUUAGUGGACAGGUUCGAUGCAGACUUCAGGAGAUAUCUCACCAGGAAAAUUGGCUUCGAGGCUGUGAUGAGGAUACGAUGCACAAGAGGACUUAGCAUUCACACGUUCCAUGGCAACUUCUUUGUGCGGUCGACAGAUUUGCUGUCAUUGCCAAACAUCAACCCUGAUGCUGGGUUCGGCAUGCAGAUGUCUAUCGAGGACAACUUGACAGAUACGUCCAGUGUGUGUUUCCAGGCAGCUCUGCUGUACACCUCAAGCAAAGGAGAGCGACGUAUCCGAGUACACACACUGUGUCUGCCGGUGACCAAUCAGCUGAGUGACGUGUAUGCAGGCGCAGAUCAACAGGGCAUCAUCUGUCUGCUGGCAAAGAUGGCGGUCGACCGUUCAGUGUCGUCCAGUAUGGGAGAUGCCAGGGAUGCUCUCAUCAAUGCGGCAUUGGAUUGUCUGUUGUCGUAUCGCCAACAGGUCCCUGCAUCACAGAGGAUGGGAGCUCUGCCGUUGCCCUUCACGCUCCGAAUCCUUCCUCUCUAUAUUCUUGCUAUGCUCAAAAGUAGUGCCUUCCGGUCAGCUACCAAUGUGAAGCUUGACGACCGCGUGUUCAGUCUGCUGCAGUGCAAGACUCUGCCGUUGAUGUACUUGAUGCAGAGCUUCUACCCUCAUCUCUACCCUGUUCACUCCAUAGAGGAGCGGACCACGAUGACCCGAGGUGGUUUGGUAAUCCCCAAGCCCCCGUUGCUGCAGUUAUCGUCAGCCAACAUUGACCGCCAUGGGGCAUACCUCAUGGACGUCGGCAACGACCUGUACCUGAUGGUUGGCGGAGCUAUCAGUGACCAGUUUUGUCAGGAUAUACUCGACAAGCCAAACUUCAUGUCAAUACCGGAGGGAAUGAAUGACCUACCAGAGACUGAAAAUCCGUCCUCAGAAAGGUUACGCAACUUCAUCAACUAUCUGAUGGACAGCAGACCGUAUGGAGCAAGCUUCCUGGUGCUUCGGGAAGACAGCAAAAACCGACAAUUGUUCUUUCAACACAUGGUAGAAGAUAAAACAGAGUCAAGCAUGUCAUAUUACGAGUUUUUACAAUAUUUACAACAACGGACAAAGAGUUAGGAACUAAUGGCGGUUGAGUGAAUUGACAUUUAAAAGAGCGAUGACCUGUGCAGUACAGCCGGACAUGGCCUGUCGUCAGCACUUGGAUGUGGAGAGAAUGGACAAAGAUGCUACCCUCUUCACACAUCUACAGACAAAGGCCGUGCAGGCCCCCUAGGCUGCAUCACUUUAUCAGCACUAUGUCGUGUUUCUUUUUCUGCACAACAGAUUUCAUUGCUCCAAAGAAUGCCCAAUUAGUGCCAAAGUCAGCCUACAUGUGUAUUGUUCAAUGUCUAGAAUCAUCAAAAGCUUAAUAUAUUAUUUUUUCGUUCUCAAAUAUUUGCCUUGAAGAUGGCCCCAGAUUAAUUGAUUUGUGUUGGAUUCGUACUGUUGUUUAUGUAGAGGGUGUACUUUCUUCUGUUGAAGGCAAAUUUGUGUUAAUACUAUUUAUUGUAAUUUUUCCUAUGGACAGAAUGGGUUAUUAGUAUCAAUUUGUUCUACGAUAUGCAAGAGGAACUACUAUCACUACUACCAUAACCAGACUGCCCUGUCAUACAGUAUUGUACCUUGACUCAAGUAACAUCUCAACGAUGGCUGUUACUUUUGUUGUUAUCUAAUAUACGGAUGUCAGUUGUUUUUUUGAAAAUAUUUCCUUAACUGCCUGAAUGUGUUGAAUGAUGAAACAUGGAGAGGAUUGUAAUGACUUUCAAAAUCUGUGUGCCACAUUUCCCUCGGCAGUGUUCCACAUACAGUCGUUAUGUUUAUGAGUUACGAUAGUUGAUAGUCGUAACGCUAAGGAACAGGCCCUGUCUCUGAACAUAUAUAGUGUCUCAAGAGACAUGCAUGUAAAGCCGGAUGCUAUAAAGCUGUCUGGAUCUACUGUCUGCAUGUAUUAAAAGUGGUGCGAUUAUUGAAAUGUGAUAUUUUUUACCAUGUGCACCCAAGCAAUGAAAUGUGAAACAUUACAGAAUAUACAUGAGUGCUUGGAGAACUUUAUAUGUGCUUGUGUUGUUUUGAAAUAUACAUGCCAGCUGAUGGAUCAGCUGUGUCUUCCCUGCUCUGAUGGAUUGUCAACAGUAAGUGAUAUCCGCAACAUUAAGUGAUAUCGGCAUAACACCUACGUCAACAUUUGUUGCAGUGAUUAUGACAUAGUCUAAUGAAACCAUUCCUUGUUCCUUAGUGGUGUGUUUUACAUGUGUUGAUUUUAUGGUAACAACUCCCUGUGUAAAUAUCUCCCCGGUCCCUUAUUGUACAUAAUACACACAACUGCAAUGAAGGGGAAUGUUUUUUAAGCUAGCGAAUGAAAGUGUUUUGGUUGAAUACAAAUCUUUCUUUCUAAAAGGAUAUUUUGUAUUGGCUUUGAGUGUUUUAAUUGCAUGGGUGUCAUAUAUGAGAACCUGAUGCGGAAGCGAUCACUUGCAUUGUCAUCAGUAAACACAGGGUUGGCUUUCAUCAUUGAAGUAUAUGGGUUCGAUAUUUGACAGCUCACACAUUUCUGAAUUGUAACCAUAGUAUGGAGCUGUUUCAAUUGGUAACAUACACCCUCAUUCUACAGGUUAUUUUGUGAACAUGUAUCUACACAUUUAUCAAAAUCAUGUUAAACAGUUGCUGCUUUUGGAUGUGUAGACUUGCCAAAGAACUGCAGCAUGGUUCGCUAAGUUGUCUUACUGCUACGAUCGUUGUUACUUUUAUACUGUGUUGUAGCACUGUGAUUCCUUUGUGAGCUGUGGCCCAGAAAUAAUAUUAGAUUAUUAUUUGACAUUAGUAUCAUCCUGGGGUAACAUUCUGAGGUUAUAAGGGCCCUGUUCUACUGAUGAUCUUGGCGCUAAGAUGAAUGUAACUGCCAAACAUUUUUAGAGUUACGAUAGUUGUACGUAAAUGAUCGUUACCUUAAUAUAGACUUAUGAUUGUCUUUGUGACAGCCAUUGUAACUCCCACACUUUAAUAUUGACUUAUGACCGUCAUGGCACUAAGAUGGUUGUAACACCAAUUAUAUAACAGACUAACAACAAUCGUAGCCUAAGAUUGCUUUCAGGAACAGGGUCUUUAUGUCCCUUAUAGGGCUGUAUGUUAUGCAUUGCUAAGCAUUUGAAACGGCUUGGGAGGGUGCUGAAAAUGUAUACAUCCGAGUUGCUGCGGGACUCUGUUGUUAAUAUUUGUAUGAAUAUAGGUGCAAUAUAUUCAGACUUCGCUGGUGAUUUCACUAUUCAUUCAUGACAGAGCGGCAGGUCAUUUGUAAUCAGUUCCAGUUCUCUUCACGUUUGCAAGGUGUUCUUAUUGUAAAUAUGCAUAUAGGUUAUAGCAUGGGUGGGGUCACUGUGUACAUAGGCAGCCCCGGGCUGUCAACAUUGAGGCUGACGGACACUCAUGCUAACUGGACAGUUCAACUUGUACAAUAUCAAAUCACUGUAUUAAUUUGCCAUUUGAUGAUAGUCUUGUCAAAAUAAAUGCUGUACACACCAUCA